AGAAGACCUGGAGCCCGAUCGUCUGUGAGAAUUUAGCGCGCAGCUUUGAAGGCGCUGAGGGGAGGGGACCUGGUUUUAAGAGUGUGUCCAGCCAUGCCGGCCGAACGGCCAGCGAGCAGCCGCAGGAGCCCAGCUCCAGACACGGAUGCACAAGCGGAGACCGCCGUGAUCACCGCCGCUAUGCUGGAGGAGGAGGAGCAGCUGGAGGCCGCCGGCCUGGAGAGAGAGCGGAAGAUGCUGGAAAAGGCUCGCUUGUCUUGGGAUAGAGAGUCCGUGGACAUUCGAUACCGAAGACUUCAACAUUUGCUUGAAAAAAGCAAUAUCUACUCCAAAUUUUUAUUAACUAAGAUGGAACAGCAGCAGUUAGAGGAACAGAAGAAGAAAGAGAGACUGGAAAGAAAAAAGGAAUCUCUAAAAGUAACCAAGGGUAAAAAUACCACUGAUGCAAGUGAAGAGAAUUCAGUUACAAGAAAGAAAAGAGGAAGAGAAGAUGAAUCAUACAAUAUUUCAGAGGUUAUGUCAAAAGAGGAAAUUUUGUCUGUGGCUAAAAAGAAUAAAAAGGAGAGUGAGGAUGAUAGCUCCUCUUCUAAUCUCUGUGUAGAAGAUCUUCAGAAAAACAAAGAUUCAAAUAGUAUAAUUAAAGAUAGAUUGUCUCAAACUGUGAGGCAGAAUACUAAAUUCUUUUUUGACCCAGUUCGAAAAUGUAAUGGACAGCCAGUCCCUUUCCAGCAACCUAAAUACUUCACAGGAGGAGUGAUGCGAUGGUACCAAGUGGAAGGCAUGGAGUGGCUUAGGAUGCUCUGGGAAAAUGGAAUCAAUGGCAUUUUAGCAGAUGAAAUGGGAUUGGGAAAGACGGUUCAGUGCAUUGCCACAAUUGCAUUGAUGAUUCAGAGAGGAGUACCUGGGCCUUUUCUUGUCUGUGGCCCUUUGUCUACACUUCCUAACUGGAUGGCUGAAUUCCAGAGAUUUACACCAGAAAUUUCUACUAUGUUAUAUCAUGGGACGCAGCAGGAACGUAGAAAAUUGGUAAAAAAUAUUCACAAGCGGAAGGGGACACUGCAGAUUCAUCCUGUGGUAAUCACUUCAUUUGAAAUAGCCAUGAGAGACCGAAAUGCUUUACAGCAUUGUGACUGGAAAUACUUAAUAGUAGAUGAAGGACACAGGAUUAAGAACAUGAAGUGCCGUCUAAUCAGGGAAUUAAAACGGUUCAAUGCAGAUAACAAACUUCUUUUGACUGGUACUCCCUUGCAAAACAAUUUAUCAGAACUUUGGUCUCUGCUAAACUUCUUAUUGCCGGAUGUAUUUGAUGACUUGAAAAGCUUUGAGUCUUGGUUUGAUAUCAGUAGUCUUUCUGAAACUGCUGAAGAUAUUAUUGCUAAAGAAAGAGAACAGAAUGUAUUGCAUAUGCUGCACCAGAUUCUAACGCCUUUCUUACUGAGACGACUGAAAUCUGAUGUUGCUCUUGAAGUUCCUCCUAAACGAGAAGUAGUUGUGUAUGCACCACUUUCAAAGAAACAAGAGAUGUUUUACACAGCCAUCGUGAACCGCACAAUUACAAACAUGUUUGGAUCCACUGAGAAAGAAACAGUUGAGUUAAGUCUCACGGGACGACCAAAACGGAGAACUAGAAAAUCAGUAAAUUACAGCCAAGUAGAUGAUUUCCCUAAUGAAUUGGAAAAACUGAUCAGUCAGAUACAGCCAGAGGUGGAGCGAGAAAGAACUGUUGUGGAAACAACUAUCCCUGUAGAAUCUGAAGUUAAUCUGAAGUUGCAGAAUAUAAUGAUGCUACUUCGUAAAUGCUGUAAUCAUCCAUAUUUGAUUGAGUAUCCUAUAGACCCUGUCACACAAGAAUUUAAGAUUGAUGAAGAAUUAGUGACAAAUUCUGGGAAGUUCUUAAUUUUGGAUCGAAUGCUUCCAGAGCUAAAAACCAGAGGUCACAAGGUGCUGCUUUUUUCCCAAAUGACGAGAAUGUUGGAUAUUUUGAUGGAUUACUGCCACUUUAGAAAUUUUAAUUUUAGCAGACUUGAUGGAUCCAUGAGUUACACAGCAAGAGAGAAAAAUAUGCACAACUUCAACACAGAUCCAGAUGUGUUUAUUUUCUUAGUGAGUACACGAGCUGGUGGCCUGGGUAUUAAUUUGACUGCAGCAGAUACAGUUAUUAUUUAUGAUAGUGAUUGGAAUCCCCAGUCUGAUCUUCAGGCCCAAGAUAGAUGUCAUAGAAUUGGUCAGACAAAGCCAGUUGUUGUAUAUCGUCUUGUUACAGCAAAUACUAUCGAUCAGAAAAUUGUGGAAAGAGCAGCUGCUAAAAGGAAACUGGAAAAGUUGAUCAUCCACAAAAAUCAUUUUAAAGGUGGUCAGUCUGGAUUAAAUCAAUCUAAGACUUUCUUAGAUCCUAAGGAGUUAAUGGAAUUACUGAAAUCUAGAGAUUAUGAGAGGGAAGUAAAAGGAUCAAGAGAGAAGGUCAUCAGUGAUAAAGACCUAGAGUUGUUGUUAGAUCGAAGUGAUCUCAUUGAUCAAAUGAAAGCCUCCAGACCAAUUAAAGAGAAGAAUAGGAUUUUCAAGAUACUAGAAAAUUCUGAAGAUUCCAGUCCUGAAUGUUUGUUUUAAAUUGGAACUAAAGAAUAUCUUUAAAAUAUUAUUGCUUAUAUCUAAUGAUAUACCUUUGUUGGUGUUGAAAUUCAUAUUGUUUACUUUUUUUGGUUAUAUCAGUUUAUAUAACUAGUACUAUUGCAUAAUUAAUAGAUAGUAAUUAUCUGAGCCUUGUUAAGAGAAAAAAGUAUUCACAUUAAGUGUAGACUUUCAGUUAAUUUUUCAGAUUCUGUAGUACUCUUUGGGUACAAACUGAUGUGUACUUAACCACUGCCAGAAUUAAUCACUCUUCCUGUGGAAGUUUAAUAAAUGCUUUUCUCCCUCUUUUAGCAAUACAGUUCAUGGGCUUUUGGUACUUAAGCUAAUGAGUAGGCUUUUGAGAGGGGAGAGACUGGAAUUCUGUUUUCUGUUGUUUUAAUAGGAAAUUGUUAAAUGUUAAGGUCUUUCUAUUAAAUAGUUUUUGAAUAAAUGUUACAAGAU
Molecule: messenger RNA, 3069 nt
Organism: Condylura cristata (star-nosed mole)
Lineage: Eukaryota; Metazoa; Chordata; Mammalia; Eulipotyphla; Talpidae
Gene: HELLS
Product: helicase, lymphoid-specific
Exons: 22
Coding region: 94-2607 (837 amino acids)
Biological process (GO): pericentric heterochromatin formation; negative regulation of gene expression via chromosomal CpG island methylation; lymphocyte proliferation
Cellular component (GO): nucleus; pericentric heterochromatin
Molecular function (GO): ATP-dependent chromatin remodeler activity; ATP binding; chromatin binding
Source: RefSeq, a predicted model, not a curated record